This is a messenger RNA of Blepharisma stoltei, 1092 nucleotides long. The record is from the annotation of a GenBank genome assembly. Lineage: Eukaryota; Ciliophora; Heterotrichea; Heterotrichida; Blepharismidae.
AUGGAUAAAAAAAUAAAUGAGUUUAUUGGUGAUAAAGCAGUUUCCUUCUCGCAAUCUGGGCACUAUUUGGCUACGCUAUAUCAUAAUGCUAUUUAUGUAUGAAACUUUGAUCCGAAUCUUAGGUAUAUAGAAGGACAUUAUCAUAAAGAACCUAUUUAUUCAAUUUCCCUGUCCUCUUCAAAUAAAUAUUUAGCAUCUGCUGGAGAGGGUGAAACCAUCAAAAUCUGAGAUAUCAAGAGUCUAAAAUUGAUAUCUGAGCAUAAAAUUCAUAAAAAUUUUGUUUCUUCAGUUUGCUUCUCCCCAAAUGAGGAUCUACUUCUAUCAGGGAGUGCAGAUCUAACAGUAAAGCUUUAUGAUAUCAAAGAGAGGAGCGUUAUUAGCACUUUUUAUGGUCACGAACAAUCUCUUAGAUCAGUCAAAUUUGUACCUUUUGGAAAAUAUAUAGCAUCUGUCGAUAAUGAUGAUUUUGCAAUUAUAUGAAAAAUUAAGGAUCAAAAAAUAUAUAAAACAUUCGAAGAUGUUUAUGAUAUUGCUUUUCAUCCAAAUUUGUAUGUAUUUGCUUUGUCUUGCAAGUCUGGAGUUAGAAUUAUAAGUACAGAUAAUUGGGAAGAGAAAAAAAAGCUCACUGUGGAUUAUCCAAAACGUGUGAUAUUUUCGCCUUUGGGAAAUGUAUUUGCAACUAUAAACUUUAAUAAAGAAAUCAGCUUAUGGAGCACCAAAAAUUUUAAUGAGCUAAGUAGUUUUUUAGAUGGAGGGGUCCUUGCAUUUUCUCCUUGUGAAAACUACCUAGCUGCUGCACAUAAAUCAAAUAUAGUUUUAUAUGAUAUAGGAAAAAUUACUUCAAUAAGCUAUUCUUCUGAUGGGAAAUUUAUUUGCUCAGGAAGUAAAGAUAAAACAAUAAAAUUAUGGGAUGCUGAAAAAGGAUUGGAGUCAUUAAGACAAAAAAUCAAAGAAGGAGUUGUUGCUAAUCAAUCUUUUCUCAAGUGGACUUCGACAAGCGAUGAUCUAAUUAUGCCAUUUUGCUCAUUUUCAAGAGAAAAAUUAAACCUGCAGACUCUUAACCUGAUGGAUUCACUUUGUCCAAAUCCUUAA